UCCUACAUAAAGGCUGCAAUUCUCUCCUUUUAGGAACAACAUGCCACUAAUAAAAAAGAAAUAGAGAGUAAUUGGUUCAAGUCAACUAUAUUCUACAAACUUAACUAAGAGGGAACCAUCAAAACUUGAGAGCAAACGACAAAAUUAGGGUUACCUCCAAUAUACUAAUAGACUUGAUCAAAGUCAUAAGACACAAAAUUAGACACUCAUUUUCUAUAAGUUUCAGUAGGUUGAAUAAAGAAUCGACCUAAUUCAGUAAAUCAAUCAAUGAUUUCUCGUUUUAAGAUAGAAAUAGGUUGUGGUAGCUGCAAAAACCAUAAACCUAAAGAGCCAAUAGCCACCAUUCUCCGUUGAACGACCAAAUUUUUAUCCACUCUAUCUUUAAUCUCAAGAGGCAUAUGUUCCAACCAAACAACUCCAUUUCUGCUACUUUGAUGGACCUUCUCUCCGUAACCCUCAAUUUCUCUUCCAAUUGGGGUUCUUGUCAACUCGCUCUUCAACUCCUCAAUCUUCUUCUUGUGUUUGCUAACUCAUCUUCCUCGGGCAGUUGUAAUAAGUUCGCUAAAACCAACAUUCAUCUCCUGUUCCAUCAAUAUGUUCAUCUCCCCCUUGUCUGCCUUCACCCGCUUCAGUCCACUUCCUUGCCCUUCAAUAACCUCUCCAUUUUCAUUACUAUCCUCAUCAUCUCUCACUUCUCUCUCGUUAACUGCUCCAUUUUCGCUUCCAUGUCUUUCAACACUCUCCUCAAUUCAUUCACUAACCUCUCCAACUCCCUCUUCUCUGCCUUCACCUGCUGCAGUGGAACUUUACUUGCUACCAAAUCCAAACACAAUUUCUUCCCUCCACCACUUUCAUUCUCAAACUCAAUUCCAACUCUUCUACUCCAAGUUCAAAUUCAUAACUACUUGAUUGAACUCCAUUCUAUUCGUCAUGGAUUGAUAUCAGAUUUGAAAUUUUCUAUUUGCGUAGCUUAAAUCCCCAAAAUAAAACUAUCCUGCCAAGAGAAACCAGAAGAUUAAUUUUCAAAUGCGCCCUUGUACUCGAAAGUGAAAGGACCAAAUUAUUGCACGAUGGAGGGACUUUCGAAGUAAGUUAUAAAGAGAUAAGAACAAAGAUAAAAAAACACGAAAUUUAAAUUUAAAUUGAAAAAUGCAAUGACACAACACGUAGAAAAGAAAUAGUUUCUUCCAUAUUAGCCAAUUACAAAUUUACCCAAACGAAAAUUAAGUAGAGCAUGAAUUUUAAAAUGGAUAAAAUUACAUGAAACUCUACUAUGGAAAUCGAAGUAUUAAGCACCAUAAAAAUAUAUACGGUAGACUUAGUGGGCUUGUUGAUCAUGAUGUAAAAGUCAUUCAUUUUCUAGAGUUGACUUAGUGUAUGUUUUGUAUUCAAAUAGAAACAACAAAUUUGUUUAGUGUAAUUGGUUAUAAUCAUUGUCUUUGUUUGAAGAGACCCGGUUAUUUGAAAUAAAUCAUUAAUUGUAAAGACAAAAAUAUCCUUCCUACUUUCACUCUCGUUGCAGAAAAUUUGAAAUGGAGAAAAUUACACAAAACUCUACCAUAUAUUAAUGGAGGAUUUGAUAAUUAUACGUAAGCUUCUUUUUUUUUUACAGUAAUAAUUAUACGUAAGCUCUAUGCUCAAAGAACAUUUAUAUAUUUCAUGGCUCCAAAUUUGCCAAAUGUCACUGUAAGUCUGUACUCUGUAACAACGGAAGAAACUCCAUGUUGGAUUCUUUCGGUUCAAUGAAAUUCACAAAAUGAAAUGUCAGUUCUCUCUAAAAACACUUUUAUGUAUAGACCCAUUGACCAGCCUGUGCAUUUUGGAAGAAUCAUCCAACCCAGCGGGUGAAUGAAUGAAGUGCUUAUUCAUCCAAGCUGAUAUGGUUUAAAAGAUUCUCCCACAACGGCAAACGACGUAGCAAAAUUUUCUAUAUUAUCCUCCCAAACCACUCCAGCUAUACAACAUACUAAUACAAUUAUACAAACUCCAUAAUGCAACCAUAAAGGCCUUACUUAAUCUAAUAAAAAACUGGUAAACUAAUAAAGAUUAGCAGGAUAAUCAUCAUUAAGGUCAUUAAUCCUCUUGAACGUCUCCGUUUCUUAAUCAAUCCUAUCUUUCCAGUCCACCAGCUUAGCGAAGUUCUGUUGGGUCGAUUAAUAAUUGUAUGCUCUUUGCUCAAGAUCACGUUGAUAAGGGCUGGGCUGGCCUGGCCGUAUAGGCUACAAUAAAUAACCAUAUGAAAUAUACAUAAUUGAUCAGCUACUGAAAAUGAAUGAAUUCCGUUUAUUUUUUCGUUUAUGGACACAAAUACCCCUGUGCAAAAUUAAUUCCAAUAUUUUUAAUAGUGUUUGGUGUUACUUGCAUCAAUAUGAUAUUAUGAUGUAAUAUUAUUCUGUGUAUAGUAUAUCCUACCACAAGUCACUUAAUCUAGUUGAAUAAAUUGUACACAUUUUAUGAAUGUUGAUGUUCUCUGCAUCUGCUAAUAAGUUGAACGGACAAUUCAUUUCAUAAUUAAAGAACGAAUCGAACCUAAAUAGAACCAAAUAUCGAACGUUAUAUGAAAUCCGCUCAAUAACGUCUCCAUUGAAAAUGGUUACCCGGCUUAAUGGAUCUGUAUACCAGAGGACUUGUGAAGUUUAAGCAGUCAAACAAGGCUGCAGAAAGAGAAAGACUUAACUGUUUUACUAGAUACGAUGAUGAACAAUUGUCAGAGUACCUACGGACGUGGCAUCAAGUUUAUGGCUCAUAAAUAGCAUAUCCGCCAUUCUACUGCCACGUGUGGCCAAAAAUGGCACGAGGUGCACAUGUGUAGUGGGUGUAAGACCCGUUGGACGGAGGGCCGGGCCCAGCAGCGGAGGAAGGGGCGGCCCGGUCGGCCCACAAUUAUUUAAUACGCAGGAUAUGUCUAUUCGCUUCACUAGGUUGAUUUCAUCUAUAAUUCAAUUACCACACAGGUUUUCCUACCAGCUUUCGCAUGCAGUGGUGUAAAUAGUAAAUUGUAAUUGUACAGCAACAUCGGGACAGCGUACGUAACAUUGAUUGUCCUUUCCCGUCGCCUAAACCUUACAUGCUCAAUUAUCUCUCAUAAACUGAGAUUGAGAAGAGAUCAAAAGGGUUAAAAAUUAGCGACGUGAUAUGGUUUCACUUCCAUUAUUAUUAUGAAAAACAUCGAGAUAUUGGUAUAUCACGGAUGAUCCCUGUUCCAAUAACUAAACCAUAUCCAAAUCAUAUGACUAAACCAUAUUCAAAUCUUGGAACAAACUUUUAAUUACCAUUAUUUAAAAUAAUAAAAACUACCCAGACCAUGUAAAUUACCAUAUAGAAGUCUGCAAUCCACUUCACCACUGCACUCCAACAGUGGCCGCCGGCUGGGCCUCCAUUAUUCUAACAUGGGCGGUGGGUUUUUAUGAACCGUUAUCAUCAUUUUCAUGACAACUAUGAAAAGCACUCCCCCAAAAAUGGCAUUUUCCGACCAAAACGACAGCACAUCUUCACCUAGUGCAAAAAACAAAACUCCAUUUUCCUACCCAUUUUCUUUUUCCGCCUCCCCGCAAAAAUAAUUGGUAAUGGUCGGUCGUAGGAUAACUCAAAAUAAACCCCCUCCACACGAUCCCCCCUCCUAUAAAACCAACUCACCACUCUGCUUCCCCUUCUCAUCCUUCCAAACAACUCCCCACAAGAAAAGAAAAAAACAGAGCUUUUCCGGCAGAUUAAUUCAGUGAGAGUGAGAGAAAAUGGAGGGAAAGGAGGAAGAUGUUAGACUGGGAGCUAACAAGUUCAACGAGAGGCAGCCGAUUGGAACGGCGGCUCAAACCCACGACGACAAGGACUACACGGAGCCGCCGCCGGCUCCCCUGUUCGAGCCAGGGGAGCUCACUUCCUGGUCCUUUUACAGGGCCGGAAUCGCCGAGUUCAUCGCCACUUUCCUCUUCCUCUACAUCAGCGUCCUCACCGUCAUGGGCGUCGUCAAGAGCCCCUCCAAGUGCUCCACCGUCGGCAUUCAGGGCAUCGCUUGGGCCUUCGGAGGAAUGAUCUUCGCCCUCGUUUAUUGCACCGCCGGAAUCUCAGGGGGCCACAUAAACCCAGCGGUGACGUUCGGGCUGUUUCUGGCGAGGAAGCUGUCGCUGACGAGGGCGGUGUUCUACAUGGUGAUGCAGUGCCUUGGCGCGAUCUGCGGCGCCGGAGUUGUGAAAGGGUUCGAAGGGAAGCAGCAGUUUCAGCUUCUGGGCGGCGGAGCUAACUCCGUUGCCGGUGGGUACACCAAGGGAGAUGGGCUUGGUGCUGAAAUCGUCGGCACUUUCGUCCUUGUCUACACCGUUUUCUCUGCCACCGACGCCAAGCGUAGCGCCAGAGACUCCCACGUCCCGAUUUUGGCGCCACUGCCAAUUGGGUUCGCGGUGUUCUUGGUCCACUUGGCGACAAUCCCGAUCACCGGAACCGGCAUCAACCCAGCUCGGAGCCUUGGCGCCGCCAUCGUCUUCAACCAGGACAAGGGCUGGGACGAUCACUGGAUCUUCUGGGUGGGACCAUUCAUCGGAGCAGCGCUGGCAGCUCUAUACCACACGGUGGUGAUCAGGGCCAUUCCUUUCAAGAAGUGAGGCCUUGAAGAUCAACGGCCAUGAUUUGCUUUUGCUUGUGGUGCUCUGUUUUGAUGCCCUGUAAUAUUUAAUAAAAAAAUCUCGUUUUCUUAUUUCUGCAAGUGAAGUGAAGUGAACAUUUUCUCCCCUUAUGUGUUCUUAUUUUCAAGCUGUGAGGGGGGAAGGGAAUAUGGCGAGUGGUGAACAUGGGUGUGAUGGAUGGUGGGCCCACAGCUUAAGCUGAGGGAUGGGCCCCCAGUGUUUGUAUGUAUUUGUCAUGUGGGCUGUGGCUAUGGGCUAUGAGAUAAUUGAAAUGAAAUGUCAUUUUCCGUCUUUGCCGACCAGCAAAAAACCUACUAUUCUACUCUCUCCCCUUAUCUAUCGUGACGACGUCCAUUAUUUGACCUCUAUUAAUUGCAAUUUGUUGCGCUGUGCUUUGCUGGGAUUAGGUAUGGUGAUGGAUAAUUAGGGAUUAGGUGGCUUGUUCCAGUUGAUGAUAAUCGAGUUGUCAUUGAUUAUUGAUAAUCGGGGUCAUUUAGAUUGGAGUUUUUUUUAAUCACUUUCAAGUGAUCCAUUUUGAUGAGAAUGACUAUUCAAUAAAAUUGCACUGAUAUUCUCGGAUUUCUUGAAGUAAUACAAUUUGUUUUAGAGAUUUGAAUUGUUUUGAAAGGUUUCCGAUAAAAGUUUAUCAUACAUAUGACUUUCUCCACAUAUUUUCUAGUGCAUGAACAUUUAUGAAUAUUGAACAUGGUUGUCACGCCGGCCGGCGUGUCACCGGUUGUAUCUGGUUCAAUCGAUAUCGGUCAUAAGACCGGCAUGACAUCACCAGUAUGACCGACAUGAUCGAUAUACGAAUCUCUAAGUAAAAUGACAUUAUUUUAGUGAAUUUAAUUGAUAAAAAUUAUUUUAUUAUUUAUUUUAUGAGUAUAAAAGUUAAAUAUUGAUGUUAUUUGUUGGAUUCAAGUAUAAAUGUUUAGGUAUUGACGUUAAAUGUCAUGUUUAAAUAUGAGUAUUUAUAAUUUUAUUUGUAAUAUUGACCGACAUGAACCGGUAUAUGCCAUCGGUUGAACCAUUCCACUUGCUAAACUGGCACACUAACAUAAACCGUUUUGACAACCUUGAUAUCGAACUCAAACAACACUUUUGCACUAUAGAGUACAAAAUUGUACGCAAAAUAUAUAGAAGGUAAUAAAGAAAGACUUAUUACAAGUUACAAUACACCGAUAAUACACGGACCUCAAUUAUUGUAUCUUGUUUAUUUUUUUUUUUUUGGUAUAUUGCGUAUUAAAAGUGAAAUAGAGACACUAUCUUGUUAUUAUAAAAAAAAAGUGAAAUAGAGACUUUCAUUGAUACUUAACAAUAGACAGGCUAGCGCUAGUGCUUUGCAAGGUGGAGUCUAGACUCUAGACCGUUUGAAAUCACUAGAGUUGGGAAGGGUCUGCCGAGUACUAUCGGGAUAAAGCCGAACCUACUUAUCCAGGUUCAGAAGAGUGAUCAAGAAAAUGAAUCAUGAAUGACCAAUCUUAAAUGUGAAGAGGCGUCGCCCAAAUCUCUUGAUUUUGGUAUGCGGAAUUUGAAGUAAUUUGAUUUGUGAUUUUGCCAUGUACACCAAUCUCAACAUCUUUUGUUGUAAUCAAUCUUUACAUGCCAAUACAAAUUUUGGAAUUGUUUAGCAAACAUGUGUUGUAGAGUACAAGAAUUUAGAGAAAUCACGAAUUUUACAGCAAAGGUGAUGGGAAUUCGUGUAUUGUUAAGAUUUGAUGACUUCGCAAAGUUUUUCUUUUUUCUUAUUUUGGUUGCAAGUAUGUGGUAGUUAGUGGAUGGAUUUUUGAAAGCUUUUAACUGUGGCAAAAUCUUUGUAGAAUACACGUACCCAUUGACUGUGACAUUAAAUAAGGUACAAACGAUGUGAUGAUUGUACAAACAUUAGAUAGAAAGAACAAUCUACACAUAAUAUAAUACGCCGAAGGUAAAAAAGAGAGCCCCAUUUCAAAUUUCCUGCAACGAGAGUGAAAGUAGGAAGGACAUUUUAGUCUUCACAAUUACUUUUUUUUAUUCAUUAAAAAGACACGUACUGGGAUUCGAACCAUGACCAUUUUAAAGAAAAGCUAAGAUCACAACCAAUCACACUAAGUACAUUUGUUGUAUCUUUCUAAAUUAAAAACAUAUAAUAGCAGGGAGGAAAAAACCCUUUCCCCAUUUCAAAUUCUCUGCUCGAGGAGCGUUUGUAGGAAAGGUAGAAUAGGGAGUGUCAAUUUUUUUCUCUUUCCAAACGGGCCAACUUACAGUACACAUGCGAAUUUAAACGGGCCCAGGAGUGUCAAUUUUUUUCUUUAAGCCCUUUUAUUUCUCUGUUGUGAUAAAAUAUAUAUGAAAAGGAGUUGAAUGCAUGGUAUCUAAUGAGCUAAUCGCUAACCAUAAAAUAAAAGAGUUGAAUGGGCCUGACCUACAUGGGAUUUGGCCAUCAAGUGAAACAAAUGAACAUCAUUGGUUUGUCAUUCUAAAACAAGCUAUUUUCUCUGACAUAAUAUAUAUUAUGCUAUUAUUCUAUAUCUUAUUGGCUAAAAUAUAAUGUAUUUUAGAGUUAUUCCAUGGUUCAACCUCGACCAACCCAAUUAGUCUAAUUUUUAUCAUUUCAAAUAUAUAUUUUAUAAUUAUUUGAUAUCAUAAUGAUCAAAUUAUAGUGUAUUUUAUACGGAGUCGUUUGGUAUUUGUUAGUAAAAAACUAAACAUAAAAGAUCUAUUUAGUUAUUUUAAACAUUAAAACGAUCCUAAAUAUUUUCAGUUCCUUUUGAAUUUCUAUGGUUUUAUUCCCGAAUAAGUGAUGUGCAAAUGGCGAAUUGUAGUCGUCUCUUUUCUUUCACUAUUUUUUAUUUUCAAAUAGAAAUUAGAAUUUGGCAUGGGUCGGUCAAACAGGCUGAAUUUCAAGUUUUGGCCCGUUUGUUUUAUGCAUUGCAAAAUUAUUAGCAUGUUGAUGGAAAUGGCUUGGAAAAAAGACAUAUAAGUUGUACCUUUGCAUAAAUGUCCUCAAAUGUUUGAAUGCAUUGUGAAUCAGUUUUCGUGACUUUUGUGAUGGUGUAUGUGCUUGACGAUUGCUCGAUGUUGUAACUGCUUAAUUUGAGAGUAAAUCUUUUGAUUUUCCCUAUGAGUUGUGAUACCAGUUCUGGUGGUUGCAGCAUGUUGUCGUUGUUGGCCUGUAAAAGUUGUUCAGUCGUGAUGCUAAAUACCUUUCUUUCUUUUUUAACAAAUUGUGUAGUAGUGC
Linum trigynum is the source of this 7839-nucleotide messenger RNA. The record is from the annotation of a GenBank genome assembly. Lineage: Eukaryota; Viridiplantae; Streptophyta; Magnoliopsida; Malpighiales; Linaceae.